Molecule: messenger RNA, 509 nt
Organism: Drosophila simulans
Lineage: Eukaryota; Metazoa; Arthropoda; Insecta; Diptera; Drosophilidae
Product: neuropeptide-like protein 32
Exons: 1
Coding region: 72-398 (108 amino acids)
Source: RefSeq, a predicted model, not a curated record
AUUGAGACGAACAAAUCAUCAGUUGCAUUCGAGUCUGUAUCAGCAACCCAUUGAAUCAAGCAGAAAGCAAGAUGCGUCUAACACUUCUGGCCCUCAUCGGUGUCCUGUGCCUGGCCUAUGCCUACGCCUUGGAUGAUUCCGAAAACAACGAUCAGGUGGUCGGACUCCUGGACGUCGCCGAUCAUGGAGCGAACCAUGCCAACGAUGGAGCCCGAGAGGCCCGCCAGUACGGAGGAUGGGGUCACCGCGGUGGAUGGGGUGGCCAUGGUGGAUGGGGCGGCCGUGGCGGAUGGGGUGGCGGUGGAGGAUGGGGCGGUCGAGGAGGAUGGGGCGGUCGAGGAGGUUGGGGAGGUCGAGGAGGUUGGGGCGGUCGCGGAGGUGGUUGGUAUGGCCGAUAGGACGACUGACGUCGCUGACCACGCCUCCGGCCAAUCCCACCACUUGCCAAGUCAAAAGGAUACCCUGUCACUGAUGUCCUGGCGUGAAUAAAGAACUUUGGAGCAUUUAAA